AUGCCUACUCCUUGGUUUAUCUGCGUCCUCGUCCUGCUUUCCAUACGCGCCUCGGCCGGUCUGAGCCAACCGGCUGGGCCACUCUAUGCGCGUCAGAUCGAUCAGAACGAUAAACAUUACUACCUCGGCUAUAAGGGCCCGGACUACAGGACGCCAUGGGCCAAGUAUUUCAACGAUACGCAACCCGUUAAGAGCGCCGAGAUGAUCUCAGGUCUUCAGGAGUCGCCCUAUCCUGGGAGUCUCGCAGUCAAAAUAACGGCUGGUCCGCAAGCGCUGAACGCACCAGGUUACGCGAGGCUAGAGAACGGGUAUUCGUUUCUGCCGGAUGGGUCGUUGACGUUAAAUAUUCGCUUUGAUGUCCCCGGCAACGUUACAGGGGAAAUGUUGGGCUUCUGGUUUUCCUGGCAUAUAAACGAUACUCGCAAGUACAAGCUCUGGAAUCCGGAGGCUCACCAAUAUGCUGCCAUUAAUCUUUUCCCGGAGAAGGCAGUACAACCAGCAUAUACCGGCCGGUACUGGAAUGUCACCUCCUUUGUUGAUGAAUAUAUCGGGAUAACACCCUACAAACCGUCCAUCGGGCUCUUCGAUCCGGAACUGAUGGGGUUUUCGAACACGAAUAAGCAAUCUGGGGUCCUCGGAAUGAUAUCUGCAUUUGUUUCACUCCUGAGCUACCACGAGCAAGACGAGCCCGAAGAGGCCAAACACGGUCUCACUCCCCUCUCCGCCGUGCUGGUGCAUCAGCUCCGGGCAAGGCCCGAUGGGCGCGGGAACGAGGUUCGCUCUCGAUUUUGGUUUGGAAAUAUCUUGGUCCUGGGUAUGUCCGUGGCUGGUGGACCAGAAAAGCUGGCCCACGAUCUGUCGGCGCAUUGUUUUAACGAGAUGAGUCACUUGAACACUUUUCUGCCGGACUUGUUCAAUGAGUUCCGACAAGACGUUGCCACUGGCUAUUGA
Aspergillus affinis is the source of this 951-nucleotide messenger RNA. RefSeq lists its product as uncharacterized. The coding region runs from base 1 to 951 and encodes 316 amino acids. The record is from RefSeq and is a predicted model, not a curated record. Gene Ontology annotation, molecular function: hydrolase activity. The transcript has 3 exons. NCBI's taxonomy places the organism in Eukaryota, Fungi, Ascomycota, Eurotiomycetes, Eurotiales, Aspergillaceae.